UGAGCAAAAUAUUGCAGAUGAAGCUAAUGGUCACAGCUGACAGCUACGAAAAGCAGCUGGUGCAAUACCUGUAGCAAAAAUAGCCUUGAAAAACAUAUAUCGCAGCGUGUUUCCCGAGGAGCAUAAGUUGGAGACGAAGAAAAGGAGUUUAAAUUGGGAGAAACGAUGAUGGGAAGGACUGUAAUAGCGGAGGAGAGUUUGCAGGACAGACUUACCGCCCUCGCGAAGGUUGGCACUUUCCAGAUUGGACUGCUGAUUGGCCAGAAUGCAAGAGACCGUGACUACCUUGUACACCUGGCCCCGACCCCCAUACCAGAUGAGGGUGAUCUCAGCUCUGAAGAGGAGGAUGCCGUGCCACACAGCCCGAAGACGGAGCACGGCAAGUCCAAAGUCCCCGAGUCUAUUCCCAAGGUUGUUGACGCCAUUGUUGCCCAGCACACCAGGCAGGUUGUGCGCAUGCUACCAGGAGGGUUGGAUGUUAUAGGCCUUUUUGUGGUGACACCUCAGUCGGACUAUGACACUUCCCAAAGCCAGUCCAAAAUCAGGUCCAUUUUGGGUGCCGUUCACAGGACUGCGGCAAAAAUCCUGCUGGAGACUGCUGAACUUCGCACUGAGAAGAUUAUCCUGCAUGUCUGUACACAGUCCUUCAAAUGUACGGUGAAGACAGUAGAUGUAUCUCCCACGGCAGUUGGCAUUCAGAACAGUGCCGAGCUCAGGUUCCACAGAGGGGGUGUUAAGUGGCAGCAGAUCUGCUAUUCCUACAACAUCAAUCUCAACUUCUGGUUGCCGAAGGACAAGUCUCCACAAUCACUUUAUAAAAUGAUACUUUCCCUGAUCAAGCCAUGGGCCCAGAGUGUGACCAAGAGCCUAAUCCUGAUUGACUCGGAGCUGCAAAACAGCUACGACUUUCUGGACCCAUACGCAGAGGAGAAGCAGACCAAGAAGAAGGGGAGUGGCAGCAGUGGGGUCAGGGGAGGGAUGGCGGACUUGUCUCCCCCUAAGGUCUUCACAGCUGAGAUCCUUGACUCGGGUGCGCCCUUGGCUGUGGAGGGGCCUGGUUCCGGCCUUGAGGAGAGCUCAGGAAACGUGCGGCUGGCAGGCACAGUGGCUGGCCUGGCCUUUGUGCACUCCAAGGCCACUGUUGGAGAAGCCCGAUCGUCCGUGCUCGUUGACCUGGUGCGCUCGGUGGUAGCCCGGUGGGAGAUGCAUUGUGACUCGCUUGUGGAAGAGCCUCCCUCGCACCUAGUGGGCCCUAUCAUCCACGAACCUCCACGUCGCGUCUUCCUCGAGGGAGGUGGUCUUCCUGUCAGUCUCUGCGACUACCUGUUCCCUGGGGACAACACUACAGAUGCGUGUCAGUCGGCCAAGGAGCUGCUCGGGCUGACAGUUCGUUCCGAGCAUGUGGAUGACACGCUGGAAACAUUAGCUGAUGCCACAGAAGUGAUGGACAGCGGAGAAGGAGGUGUAGGAGAGGACCCACGACUGGGCAGUGACAGGUCCAGUGCGUCGUCUACGUGCCCGGUUUCGUACAUCCUCCUGGCGUCCGGUGUUGCUGCUCUGGGAAUUGCGUUCUCUUACGUCACGCUCCAGAGCUCAAAAGCGUUGACUUAAGGUUGAAUUAGGGUUGUGGCAGAACUUUUUUUUUCUGUUUUUCUUUUUCUUAUUCUUUUUCGUUAGUUAGUAUUCAAGGGACGGCAAGUUUAUUUAUCAGCUUUUAUCAGCUUUUUACAUGAAGAUCACUACAUAAUGGGAUUAUGUGUCCUUGUAUUAUGUCAAGAGACAUAACUAGGUAGUUUCUAUAAUUUUAAUGUUUGUCUCUGUGUCUUUUUGUAUGUGUGUAUUUUGUUUUGAAUAUGUUUUGUGUUAUAGCAAUACAAGAAUUAUCAUGUCAUGAGGAGACCUAACUAUCCACCAUGUUUCCAUACAUUUUUAAGUAAAUUUUUAUUGACUCUUUAAUUUUAUUUUUAUUAUUCAGUUGGUUGCGCAAGAUGAUGUAAAUAGAUUAUGAUUUGAAUGAAGAGAUAUAUUUGCAAGAGUUUAAAAGAAAUAAUUUAUUAUUAUUAAGGACCAUUGGAAUGUUUGUGAAUAGCAUAACUCUAUCAAUGAUGAAAUCAAACACAAAAAAAAAGAAAAGAAAAAUAAUUUUACAAAUCGAGAUCAGACGCACAGAAAUCAUUAUAUCAUUAUAUAUAAUGAUUAUAUUAAAUCACUAUAUAUAAAGAUUGCCAGUGAGUUUGGAGUUUUCAAACAAACAAGCAAACAAAAUACAUGAACUACAACACUACCAUGAAUAUGAAAUUAUAACAAGGACAAAUAGAUUGAAGAUUUAUCAAAAUACAAGUUGGAAUGGAGAAACACUUUUCUGCCUGCUUUGUGUGUGUUGCAGCUUUUCAUUGCAGCAAGUCCAGUAGAGGUUAAGGAGACACAAUCAGACGUACAAAAGCGCUUCGGAUUCUGGAGAAGAUCCCGAGUGCUCUGUAAGGGAAUGCCUUUUAGAAAGAUAUUUCUUUCUCUCUCUUUUGUUCCUAUUUUUCUACAUUUCUUAUCCUUUGCUUUGUAUCCUCCUUACCUUUCUCUCUCUUUCUCUUGCUUUUCUUUCUUUUCCUUUCUUUUCUUUCUCUUCCCUUUCUAAUUUCUUUGGAAAUGUUGUAAUUUACACUACAGAUGCCAAGCCAUGACAGAAUUCACUGACUGUAAUAAAGAUUUAUUUAUUUAGUUAGUUAUAAGCAUUUUGUAAUAAUUUAAUUUUUCAUUUGAAUAAACAAUAUAAUAUAUUUAUUUAUUUAUUUAUUUAUUAUUUUUUUUUUUCUUAUGCUGAAUCAAAUCUUGUGAUUAUAUUUUAUGUUCUAAAUGAAUUUUAUAGUGGAAUGCACAUUACUCACUUUCUGCAAGGCUGUUGUAUGCAAUAUAUAAAUGUUCAGAAGGUGUUUCUUUUAUACUGAUGCCAAGUAGUGCAUUCUUCGACUAGAAUUUACAGGUGUUUGUUGCCAAUUGUGCUUCCUCUUCUUCCUUAAGGUGAUGUGAUCUUUGUUGCCGUUUUAUUUUUUCUGUUGUUGUUUCGCUUAUACUGUAAUCCAUUAAUGGUAUGACGUAAUGUACAGUAAAGGUUUAAGAUUUUUUAUAUAGCGGUCAGAACGCAGAGGGAUGGAAUAUAUAAUUAUGAUAAUAAUAAUAAAGAAAAACAUAAUUUGUGUUGUGUUGACAUAAACUAACCCCAGAAAAUAAACUGACCUCAAACUUUUGAGGAUUUGUUUCCCAAGUUUUUGCUUUGUGCUAAGCUUAAUUUUGUGAUUUAUUUAUUUUAAUUCUUAUUAAUGUUUAUAUUUUGUGGUUUGAGAUUUUUUUUCAUUUCUUUUCUAUUUAAAGAUAUCACUACUAUUUUUUUUUUUAGAGAUGUAAGAUGAAAUAUGAGAAGAAGAAAUUAUAAAUGCAUUUACAGUGACAGUGGUAUGAAAGUAUUGAGUUUCCUUCUGUCAGCAUUGCAAGAAAGACUGUUAAAAUCUCAAGUUGUCCAUAUCUGGUAUCUGUAUCAUUUUAUCUGAGCGACAUUUAUACGUUCAUGGUUAUAUAUGAGUGUGUGCGUGCGAGUGUGUGUCUGUUUAUCUGACAGUAACAAGAGUGUGAAUGUGAAUAUAUAUGAUCAUGGAUAUAAAAAAGUGCUCUGUUAUGUGUCUGUUCAUGUGUUUACCAGUUAUGUGUAUAUGCUUGUAUGUACAAGAAUGUGUAUGUUGAGUUGUUUCAUCUGGGGUAUAUGUUGAAUGACAAUGCAUAAUAUCUAUAUGUAUAUCCAUCACAGCAGAUUAUCAUGAACUUUCCUUUUAUGAUAUAAACAAGGGAUUUUUCUUAAAUGGUAUUGGAGAAAUGAUUCAUGAUAUUAAAUACUUAGGUCACUGUAGAUUGAUAAGAUAUGUGAUAAAUCUGAAAGCAAUGCACUUUACAAUCACAAAACAAUCUAUUAUAGUUUUCAUCAGAAGACUCAAUUCUUUCCAUAAGUAAAAAUGUAGAUGUCUUGUUUAAUUUUGUACAGAACUAAUUAUUUCUGUAUUGCAGAAAGUUAUAAACACUAAUGUUGUUA
This is a messenger RNA of Penaeus monodon (black tiger shrimp), 4075 nucleotides long. RefSeq names its product protein odr-4 homolog. Gene Ontology annotation, cellular component: endomembrane system. The record is from RefSeq and is a predicted model, not a curated record. Bases 166 to 1611 code for a protein of 481 amino acids. The transcript has 8 exons. Lineage: Eukaryota; Metazoa; Arthropoda; Malacostraca; Decapoda; Penaeidae. Gene Ontology annotation, biological process: intracellular protein localization.